Messenger RNA from Chrysochloris asiatica (Cape golden mole), 783 nucleotides. RefSeq names its product uroplakin-3b-like protein-like. Bases 7 to 783 code for a protein of 258 amino acids. The record is from RefSeq and is a predicted model, not a curated record. Gene Ontology annotation, biological process: response to oxidative stress. NCBI's taxonomy places the organism in Eukaryota, Metazoa, Chordata, Mammalia, Afrosoricida, Chrysochloridae. Gene Ontology annotation, molecular function: peroxidase activity; heme binding. The transcript has 6 exons.
CUGGCCAUGGGGCUCACUCGGGGACAAUUUCGGCUGUUGAUACCACUGCUGCUACUGCUGAUGCCUGAUCUCUGGUUCGGGACAUGCCUGGAGCACAUCAACUAUGUACCCCGACUCUCAAACGCCAACCUGGCGGGAAGGCUCACGCAGUCCACCUUCACCCUGGAGCAGCCUCGGGGUCAGUUCAACCUCCCAAACAUCUCUGACUUUGAUGCCAUCUGGCUGGUGGUGGCCCACAGCAAUGCCACCCAGAACUUCACUGCCCCACAGAGGAUGGAGGAUUUUCCUGCCCCUGCUGACCUACCUCAGAAGGGCUACUACCUUACGCUGAAGGCCAACCGGGUGCUCUACCCAGGUAACCAGGCCCACAACCAGCUCCAAGUCCUCCGAGUGGGCAACGACACUGGUUGCCUCCCAACCAGAAAGGGCUGCAACCACCCCCUACCAGGCCCAGGCCCCUACAGGGUGAAGUUCCUGGUGAUGAGUGAUAACGGGGUGCUUGUGGCGGAGACAGAGUGGUCUAGUGAGACCUGCCUACAGCAAGCGGACAUCCUCCACGCUGUCCCUGGGCCACAGACUGCCAGCACUGUGGUCAUUGUGGCCUUCCUGUCGGUGCUACUGGCCAUACUCUUCACUGUGCUCCUGGCCCUGCUCAUCUACACCUGUUCCAACACCUGCAGGGGCACAACUAUUUCAGGACCCAACGAGUCACUGUACAUGAGGAGAUAUAAUACUCACCACACGUUCGGCCCUCAGCCUCGGAGAACCCCCGAGAGACCCUGA